AUGUUUCCUCGAACAGUCGGACGGUCUAUUAUCGAUAUCGGUACCGGGGGCACCGCCCUUGCCAUGGGAACCUCGAAGAAGUAUAAUAACAACAUCGAUAAGACCGACAGAGAUCACAAAGAACUCGCCCCGAACGUUCAGGACCAACUACGCGACGAAAACGUGUACGGAAUGGUUGUCACCCACGAAACGGACACCUUACCUGAGCUUGCUGCUUUCAUGAGCUUCACCUUACAAUCCGAGAAGCCCGCCGUCAUUACAGACGCGAUAAGACCAUCGACGGAACGCACCGCGGAUGGUUUUGCCAACCUUCAAGACGGUCUUGUCGUCGCUCAACAAGGUCACAAGUACUGGUGCAUGGUCGUCUUUCAGCAGAAGAUUCUCUCAGGCAUGUACGUUUUCAAAUCCGACUUCAAGUCCCUCGAUGCAUUCAGUGCAGCCAAGCCAGGACAACUAGGAUUUGUCGACUCUCACACAGUGUACUUUUUCCAUCCCCCGGCCGCACAAAUAGGCCCUCCCAUGCAUUUUCGGGCUUCAUUCGAGGCUCCAGAUAUGGAGACGGUUACCGGGCUGCCUGCAGAUGGGCCAUGA
Messenger RNA from Fusarium vanettenii 77-13-4, 591 nucleotides. RefSeq lists its product as uncharacterized. The record is from RefSeq and is a predicted model, not a curated record. NCBI's taxonomy places the organism in Eukaryota, Fungi, Ascomycota, Sordariomycetes, Hypocreales, Nectriaceae. The coding region runs from base 1 to 591 and encodes 196 amino acids. The transcript is spliced from 3 exons.